AUGGUCGGUCGAUCCCUCUUGGCGGCGUCCUGUCUGGGUGCUUUCACGCAUGCUCCCCUGUGGAUCUCCGCUGCUGCAGCACGUUGGGAUGAAGGGAUGCAAAGAUCAGAAUGUAGAACCAGUGCCAGCAAUUUUUCUUCGUCCAGCACUCGUCCAUGUCGAGCACUCCAACUGCGGUCACUAGGUUCAACACCAUCACAAGAGCCUUCAUCAAGAAGCGUGAGAUACGCCAGGGACACGCUCAGGUUUGCGUUCGAGGGGGAUAUUGAAAUGCCAUCCUACAUGGACUUCAAGACGCUGCUUUGUCAAAUGGACUACUUUUACACAAUGUUUUUGCAGGAGGGCAAGCCAGAGGACUCAUUUACGGAUGUCAAGUUGGAAGUAUUAGACUGGUCUUUUGGUGGCAAUGAGAAAGACUUUCCAAUCGUUAUAUCCUUCAUUGCCAAUGCUACGGAUGAGACUGGGAAGGUUUUAGAUCCACAGGACAUGAAUGAAAAACUGUCCAGUCGGGGCUUCUUCCUGAAAAAGUAUGCACAACAGGCAUGGCCGGAAGGGCAGAACCAGUUUCAUAACACUGACGUAGUUACCAUAGAGACGGACGAAUGGACCAAGGGACAAGUGCAGCAAGCAGAUUUUAAGUUCUCGUCGGUCAAAUGCCCGGAACGUGGCAAUUUCUUCGCCAACAUAUCCUUUGGUUUCUUCGAUGGGGAGGAAAGUGAACCGACACAACAAGAGGUUCAUGAUUUAGAGGAACUGACUCGUGACUUUAUGGGUAAAGUCUUGCAAGAAGAGUUGAAAACAGACAACGUGGACAUUGAAUUUGCCGUUGUCGAUUGGGAGUACGAUGCGAACGGGACUACCAUCUUUCCCUUGAAUGUUUCGUUUCAAGUAAGAGGGUUCUUUGACGAUGGCGCCGAAAUCCCACUGAACAUCCUCAAGUAUCACCUGGCAAGACGGACCGCAGAUGGGGGGCAACUCAUGCAACAUUUUAUCAAGCAGGCAGUUUGGGAGACUCCACCCCAAAAGCAAAGUGCGUUCUACAGCGUCAACAAAGCCCAAAUGGAAAGCAAGAUUCACUUCCUGACAUCACAGGAACUAAAAUCUACCACCAUCUUUAGUGAUGCCCUUAUUGAAGACGACGAUUCAUCGGACCCCGAGGAUCUGCCAAUCGAUCUUACAGAAGCCACAGUAUCUCCGACUGCGUCACCUACAUCGGCUCCAACAGAUGCUCCGACGACUUCCCCAGCAGCCGCACCCUCCAGUGCUGCUAACCCGGCCAGCGCAGGUUUUCCGACGGCUCCUUCAACCGGCGGUAGACUCGGUGGUGACGUUGACCUGGGAAAUCCCUCAGAUACCACUGCCGACGACUCAGGGGACACCAGCGGCAUAGGUCCCUCAAUGAACAUUCCAGGGGCAGGAGCGGGGAUGCCACCUCCCAAUGCAGAUGGCGACACUACCACGGCUGACAGACCAGGAAGUGGUCCCAACGAUCGUCCUGGUGGCUCAAGCACUCCUUUGGGACCACAAGGUCAGUUCGGUUCCCUUAUCCCCGGAGCUGUCUUGCGCCCUGACCAAAAUGACGAAUACAUGUGUGAGCGUAUCCUGGCACAAGUUGACGCAAAUGAAGACAAGCAUCUCAAUAAGGAAGAGUUCGUAGAAUUUAUCAACAAAUUGACGCUGACGAGCUUUCCCUCCUAUCCCUUUGAAGCCCUCCCUAGCCAAAUCAAGAAUGCUUACAACGCUCUGGCAACAACGGAUGGGCCUGCAGGAGGAUACAUCAUGUCCACCUCCGCAUUCCACUCGGAGAAUCCAAUAGAUGAACUAGUUCAAGACGCAAUUCGAAAGAACAUCAUCUGUCGGGCAGUCCAUCAGGCCAUUGGGGAAGCCGAAGCCGAAGAACCUACUCGAGGUCCAGCUAUCUUGGCUCCUGCCACUGUUGAGUUCAUGGCAUCUUGCCAAGGUGACGACUGUGGCGUUACAAACAACGCUAGGCUGCUGCAGGCAUCCAACAACACGUCGUCGUCCAACGGUGUGGCGACCUUGCAACAAGCUUUCCGAAACUACUUGGAAACAGAUAUUCAACCAAUAUUUGAUGUUCAGCACAAAGGAGAAGGUGGCCAAAACGUAUCAUCUUACAUGGCGCCAGAAAGUGCCAACAUCACGGCGUUGGAUUCGAUAGAUUGCCCUCGACAUGAAGGAGACCCAGGAAAUGACAAUGUCAAGUGCUUUGUAGCCACCGGGGCGUUCAAAGUAUUGUGUGAAGGGGACGAUCUCCAGCAUUGUCAAGGCAUCAUUGACGAGGCGGAGGGGAUGGCGCUUCAAGGCAUUGGCGCUGGAUUGCUGAAAGAAUCGCUGGAUCUCAUGAGCCUGAAAGGAACUGAAUCACCCUGGCAAGUAUACCGGAACCUUGAUGUCACAUUGAGCAUGCACCCAAGCUCGAGUCCCACAGAUAGACCUUCCUUGGUCCCCACAACAGCUCCAACAUUGUUACGCCAAGCCAGGGGCAAUCUACCGACGAUGGCACCAACAAACAAACGCAUCCCAACGGAACGCCCUACCGCCAUGCCAUCGGAAGCCCCGUCGUCUGUCCCCAGCAGUGCCCCUUCACAGCGAGAAGCAACUUUCUGGGAAAACGCUUUGUUCAUCGAUGGAGCAGGUCUUGGUUUGGCCGCGGGCGCUUCGAUUGCCGCUAUGAUCGCACUCCAGUUCUUUCGAGAGCUCUUGGUGGAUAUCGCGAUAAAAAUUAUUAAAUGCCUCUUCUGCUGGCGCAGUGAUCCAGUGGAUGAUGACGAGUCAGAGGAUGAACAGAGCAAUGGAGAUCAUGACAAGGAGGGAACGGAGAACGACGAAGACCGUGGAGGGGAAGGUGCAGAAGAGGAAGAUGAAGAAGAGGAAGAUGAGUCCGGGUCGGGCGAAGACAAGGAGCCUGGGAUAGCUCGUGUGUAA
Seminavis robusta is the source of this 2946-nucleotide messenger RNA. Lineage: Eukaryota; Bacillariophyta; Bacillariophyceae; Naviculales; Naviculaceae. The record is from the annotation of a GenBank genome assembly.